This is a messenger RNA of Oenanthe melanoleuca, 758 nucleotides long. It is a transcript of the gene MRPL18, whose product is annotated as mitochondrial ribosomal protein L18. Gene Ontology annotation, biological process: translation. Gene Ontology annotation, molecular function: 5S rRNA binding; structural constituent of ribosome. Bases 92 to 631 code for a protein of 179 amino acids. The record is from RefSeq and is a predicted model, not a curated record. The transcript is spliced from 4 exons. Gene Ontology annotation, cellular component: mitochondrion; ribosome. Lineage: Eukaryota; Metazoa; Chordata; Aves; Passeriformes; Muscicapidae.
GCGGCCGGAACUCCGCGGGAAGCGCCGCCCUCGGCAUGGCGGCGCCCGGCUGUCCCUGAGCGCAGGGCGGGCUCGGCGGGCCCGGCUCCCCAUGGCGCUGAGCGGCCGCCUGCGGCUGGCGGCCGGCGGGCUCCGUGCGGCGGGUCUUCGUUUUGCAUCAACUACAGCCAAUCUCAAAACUGAGACUGAAGUGGACACAAGUGAAAAUGAGGUUGUUGCCCCAAACUUCACUAACAGAAACCCUCGGAACUUGGAGCAGAUGGCCCUGGCUAGGAAGGAGCGUGGCUGGAAGACAACAUGGCCAAAGCGUGAGUUCUGGCACAGAUUGCGGCUUGAGCGGACACAGCAUUACGUAGAAGCCUUUGUCGAGCGCUCCAACGGGGAUGUUGUGGUAUCUGCCUCUACCCGAGAGUGGGCCAUAAAGAGACACUUGUACAGUCCCAAGGGAGUAGCUGCAUGCAAAAACCUUGGCCGUGUGAUGGCACAGCGCUGUUUGGAAGCAGGAAUCAACUUUGUGAAUUUUAAAGCCAUUAUCCCCUGGGAACACCGUUGUGACUCGAUUCAGGAAUUUGAGAAAGCUAUGGAGGAGGGUGGUGUCGUUCUGCGUGAGCCACAAAGAAUCUACCGGUAAAAUGGAGACCUUUGGGAAGACUUUCCAAGGAACAAAGAUCACUUCUUUAGCUCUUUGAGGGAAGGUCCAGAGCUGGAAAAAGUCUGAAUGUGUCAUCUUAUAAUAAAAUAUUUUCAAAUUGAUAGAA